AUGCCAGCCGACGCAGCAACACUGUCCGCCAAGGCCGCAGCUGCUCUCGACAAGGAGCUUAUGAGCUCCGGUGCCUUUUCUAUAGACCAGCUCAUGGAAUUGGCUGGCUUGUCAGUCUCUCAGGCCGUCUACCGUGUACACCCCCCGAGCAAGGGCUCUCGGGUUCUUGUCGCUUGUGGUCCCGGAAAUAACGGUGGCGAUGGUCUUGUCGCUGCACGUCACCUCUGGCAAUACGGUUAUAAACCCACCAUCUAUUACCCAAAGCGCAGCAAGAACGAUCUGUACCAGCGACUUGCCAAACAGCUCGAGGAUCUCGACGUUCCUUUCGUCGAGGAUUUUUCCUCGGCAGUUCAGUCCACAGACCAUAUUGUUGAUGCCAUUUUCGGCUUCAGUUUCUCUGGCGAGGUUCGAGAGCCUUUCCCUGCAGUAAUCAAGGCCUUGGAAAAGACUGAGCUGCCCGUGACUUCUGUUGAUGCGCCAUCAUCCUGGAGUAUCGAGGAUGGCCCACCUAAAGCCGGCGUGGGUAGCGCUUUCAUGCCUGAAUAUUUGAUCAGUCUCACGGCCCCCAAACCCUUGGUCAAACAUUUCAAAGGUCGACAUUUCGUGGGCGGUCGCUUCGUGGCACCCUCCAUUGCCAAGAAGUACGAUUUUGAAAUCCCUGAGUACCAGGGCCUCGACCAGAUCGUCGAGGUGAGCGUCGCCGGAGAAAAGCUUUGA
Molecule: messenger RNA, 717 nt
Organism: Truncatella angustata
Lineage: Eukaryota; Fungi; Ascomycota; Sordariomycetes; Amphisphaeriales; Sporocadaceae
Product: YjeF N-terminal domain-containing protein
Exons: 5
Coding region: 1-717 (238 amino acids)
Cellular component (GO): mitochondrion
Molecular function (GO): NAD(P)HX epimerase activity
Source: RefSeq, a predicted model, not a curated record